Molecule: messenger RNA, 1725 nt
Organism: Fomitopsis serialis
Lineage: Eukaryota; Fungi; Basidiomycota; Agaricomycetes; Polyporales; Fomitopsidaceae
Product: cytochrome P450
Exons: 14
Coding region: 171-1565 (464 amino acids)
Molecular function (GO): iron ion binding; heme binding; monooxygenase activity
Source: RefSeq, a predicted model, not a curated record
AGCUGCUGCACCGGCUCCAACAUCUCUUCAACUAUGACUCUAUCACUCGGCAUCCAAGCUGCGUUCGCAGUUUUCGUCGCCCUCGCCUACUAUGGACUACAUUGGCGAAAUUGCGUCGUCGUCUGCCACCUGGGCCUCGUCCAUUUCCUAUCCUGGGAAAUAUUCCGCAGAUGACUCUCGAGUUCCCGGAGAAGAGAUUUGCGCAAUGGGGGAAGGAGUAUGGGGACAUGAUUUUCUUGAAGAUGUUCAACACGCCUGUCUUGGUUAUCAAUUCUGCGCACGCUGCACGAGAUCUGCUGGACAAACGGAGCGUAAUAUACUCGGAUAGGCCGUAUUCAGUCAUGAUGACAGACUUGUUGGGAUGGGAGCACGAUUUCGGAUUACUACCAUACAAUGAGGAGUUUCGCAAGCAUCGACGAUGGAUGCAUAUGCCUUUCUUUUCCAGGUCUUGCCUCGCCGCGUUUGCCGACAUGCAGACGCGCGAGGUGAUUGCUUUACUAAUGGGAUUUCUGAACGAUCCGGAGGGCUUUGGGGCCCAUUUCAAACGGUACUCUGCCUCCUUUAUGUUCCGAUAUCUUUACGGGCACACAGUAAUAUCUCCUGACGACGAGAAUCUGCACGUCAUCGAGAAGGCAGUAGAGGGGACGAUGAACUGCUCGGCUCCUGGAACAGUCCCUGUGGACUUCAUCCCGUCUCUGAGAUAUCUCCCGACCUGGUUACCGGGUGUAGGCUUCAAGCAAAAAGCCGUGUGGGUCAGGACAGCCGUGAGGGAUGCCGCGCAACGGACCUACAACUUGGCAGAGAGCAAGCUGACCAAAGACAACAUUGAAACCCCCGUGAUAUCGUCAUUGAUCAAGGAAUUCACAUCUAAGGGAACUCUGGAGACGGAAAAGCCAGAGAUCAUGAUGUUUGGACUCACGUUGUACGCAGCCGGCACAGAUACGACGCAUACCGUGCUCAUGGCCUUCCUGCUUGCUAUGAUCAUGUAUCCGGAUGUCUGCGUGAAGGCGCAAGAAGAGAUGGCCAGUGUGGUCGGUAGCGCAAGGCUUCCGACUGUCAACGAUAGGGAUGCACUACCGUACCUUGAAUGCAUCCUCAAGGAGACGUACCGGUUCUCCUGCCCUGCACCAUUAGGUGUGCCUCAUGCAUUGCGCGAGGACGACGAGUAUCGUGGGUGCUGGAUACCGAAGGGGACAAUGAUCAUUCCAAACCUAUGGUUUAUGCUGCAUGAUGCCGACGCCUAUCCCGACCCGGAGGCGUUCUGUCCAGACCGUUUCAAUGGGCUAUAUGAGAAUCAAGAAGAUCCACGAAACAUCGUCUUCGGUUUUGGUCGGCGUAUAUGCCCUGGUCGCCGUUUCGCAGAAAUCGGAAUUUGGCAGGCGAUGGCCAACAUCGUAGCAACAUUCGAUCUCGGCAAGGCUCGUGAUGCAAUGGGCAAUGAGAUCACGCCGUCGGGGACCUUCUCAUCCGGUCUCAUUAAUCACCCUCAUCAGUUUGAAUGCACCAUCAGGCCACGAUCUCAGCAAGCCAUCGAACUCAUAACCGAUGCAAACAUGAAGUGGUAGGGUCGAGACAGCAUUAACCACGAGUAAGGAUGUUGUGUUACGAUGUUUCAGCAUAUCCGCAACGGUCCGUGCAAUGGGACAUAAUGGCAUUUACUUUGAGACGGAUAUAUUUCAAGAAAAGACGGGACAUUCUACCUGCGCACAAGAUCACAGAAGAGGG